UUGCAUUUGUAGCUGCCAAAGUUUGUUACAUUAUUAUUCGUAAUUGUAGGUGGCAUAGUUAGAUGCAGUUGCAAAUUUCAAACAAGAGAAUUCAGAUUAUAUAAUAAUAAUCAUUCUUUUGAUUCGUUAUCGUUGAAACGCAUUUUCAAAUCUACUUCAUUCCUCACUCUCAAACAAAAAAGCAAAAUGCAGAAAACAACGCCGCUACGAAACCCUCACACUUCCACCUCCGAUCUCCUCACAUGGUCCGAGCAACCUCCGCCGCAAUUCUCCCGUUCCGGCAUCCACUCUCGCCAGCCUUCCGAUAACAUCGGGGAAGUUCUCCGAGGAAGCCAGGUCAGGGAUGAAGAAGCGCAGAGUCUAGCAAAAAAGAAACUAUGCUCCGGAUAUAAGAUGAGAGAGAUGACUGGAAGUGGUAUAUUUUCUGGUAAUGCUGAAAAUACCAUAUCAGAAGCCAAGUCUGCAAAUUCAGAAAACAGAACAAGCAUACGGGUAUAUCAGCAAGCAAUGAAUAGAAUCAGCCAGAUAUCAUUCAGCACCGAAGGAAACGUUUCUCCUAAGAUACCAACCUCUCUACCAGAGAUAGCGAAGCAGCGUGAACUUAGUGGAACAUAUCAAAGGGAAUCAGAAAUGAAGACCAAGAAGCACAUAUCAAGUGCCAAGACCAAGGAGCUCAGCGGAAGUGAUAUAUUUGCCCCUGCUCCUGAAAUUCUGCCUCGUUCCCCGGCUGCUGGAUGCAAUUUGGAAUCAAAACAAAGUAAAGACAUGAGAGAACCUGUUCCACGAAAAGUACGCGCUUCGGUGCAAGUUUCUAAUGCUGGAGGUGUCCAAAGAAAUUUCCUAUUCGGUGAAGAGCCAGUUAAGAAUACAUCAAGGAAAAUACACGAGCAGAAGUUUGCAGAGCUGACGGGCAAUAAUAUUUUCAAGGGAGACGUUCCUGCAGGAUCACAAGAGAAAACUUCGAGCAGAGCUAAACUCAGAGAAUUGGCUGGGAAUAACAUAUUUGCUGAUGGAAAGGCAGAAAACAGAGACCAUAUACGAGGUGCCCGCAGACCCCCCGGCGGAGGAAGCAGCAUCUCGCUGUUUUAAAUUGGUUAUCAAAAUUCGCCCCCAUUAACUGUGUGCGUUCUCUAGAUUCCUCGUGUUCUCAAAAUUGUAUAUUUAUGGUAUAACCCCCGACACAGAAUAAUUAGUGUUUACCAUAAUGGGUGCAAUUGUUUAAUUAUGUUGAUGCUGAUAAACAUAAUAUUGAUAAAUAAAAUUAUUAAGAUUUUUUUUUUCUACAUAAGAAAUUUUUACAGUAAAUCUGGUUU
This is a messenger RNA of Vigna radiata var. radiata (mung bean), 1313 nucleotides long. RefSeq lists its product as uncharacterized. NCBI's taxonomy places the organism in Eukaryota, Viridiplantae, Streptophyta, Magnoliopsida, Fabales, Fabaceae. The coding region runs from base 187 to 1089 and encodes 300 amino acids. The record is from RefSeq and is a predicted model, not a curated record. The transcript has 5 exons.